This is a messenger RNA of Chanos chanos (milkfish), 5412 nucleotides long. RefSeq names its product tenascin XBb (gene tnxbb). Gene Ontology annotation, molecular function: protein binding. The transcript is spliced from 19 exons. Gene Ontology annotation, biological process: neuron projection development; regulation of cell adhesion. The record is from RefSeq and is a predicted model, not a curated record. NCBI's taxonomy places the organism in Eukaryota, Metazoa, Chordata, Actinopteri, Gonorynchiformes, Chanidae.
AUGCUCCUCCUCUGGCCCCUCCUACUAUUCCUCCCAAGCCCAGCUCAUUUGCUGCAGGAUGGGACCGAGAGCCUUCAAAUAAGAAAUCAGCGUGUCUCCAGAGAUACCAAGUCCCAGCCAAUCAAAGUGCUGAUUUCAGAACCUUGUACACAAGGGGACUCAGCUGACCCGACCCAGGGAAAAGAAGUUGACUUGGACCCAGGUUCGCCUUUGGUGCUGACCCACAGGAUUCGGCUGGUGCCUGGCUCUGGGGCGGGCUGUGCGGGGUGCGAGGCAGAAUUUGCCGCCCUGCGAGAGCGUUUGGAGAGGCUGGAGAGGGAGGUGUCCGCCUUGAGGGAGAAGUGUGGGGGCUCUGAAGGUGGCUGUUGUAGCCCUCAGCAAAGCCAAGGCGCGGGCUGCACUACUGUGCGUCCAGAAACAGACGACUGCCCAGACGAGUGCAGUGACCAGGGCCGCUGUGUGGAUGGCAAGUGUGUGUGUUUCCCAGGAUUCAGUGGUCCAGACUGCAGCAUCUCCUCUUGCCCCAGUAACUGCAACAACAAAGGGAAGUGUGUGAACGGACAGUGCGUGUGCGACCCCGGUUAUACAGGACCCGACUGUUCCGCCAACGCCUGCCCCAACAACUGCAACAACAGGGGACGGUGUGUGAACGGAAAGUGUGUGUGCGAUACCGGUUUUACUGGUCCAGACUGUUCCAUGAACGCCUGUCCCAAUAACUGCAACAACAAGGGACGUUGCGUGAACGGAAAGUGCGUGUGCAAUGCCGGAUUUACUGGGUCGGAUUGUGCCGCCAAAACUUGCCCCCGUAAUUGUAACAACAAGGGGCGAUGUGUGAACGGUAAGUGCGUGUGCGAUGCCGGGUUUACCGGGCCGGACUGUUCCACCAAAUCUUGCCCUGAUAAUUGUAACAACAAGGGGCGUUGUGUGAACGGUAAGUGCGUGUGCGAUACCGGGUUUACCGGGCCAGACUACUGCUCGACCAAAUCGUGUCCCGGCAACUGCAAUAACCGGGGAAAAUGUGUGGACGGACAGUGUGUGUGUGACGCCGGGUUUACUGGGCCGGACUGUUCCGCCAAAGCAUGUCCCAAUAACUGCAGCAAUAAAGGACGGUGUGUGAACGGAAAGUGUGUGUGUGACGUCGGUCUCACGGGACAGGACUGCUCGACAAAAGCCUGCCCAAACAACUGCAACAACAAAGGCAGAUGUGUGAAGGGAAAGUGUGUGUGUCGCCGUGGUUUCGCAGAUCCAGACUGCAGUGAAUGCGAGGCAGGGUUCACUGGGGCAGACUGCAGCACUGCUCUCACAGGCGUGUCUCGCCUCAGCACCACAGACAUCACCGACUCCUCCGCCACCUUCUUCUGGACACCACCCUCCGUGCAGUAUGACACAUACCACAUCACCCUCACCAGCAAGAAAGAAGGGGAUCAACAAAUAACAGCCACCGUUGGAGGCGGACUCACCACCUAUACUCAAACGGGAUUGGCUCCUGGACAGGAGUACGUGGUGUCAGUCAAGGGGGAGAAGGAUGGAAAGAUGGGUUCAGAGAGUACUACAGAGUUCACAACCUUGAUCUCUGGUCCCAAAAAUCUUCAAGUUGUGAAGACAAGUACAACAUCUGUCAUUGUCCAGUGGGAACCAGCACAGGGGGAGAUUGAUAGAUACCGCCUCUCUGUCACACUAAAUCAAAUGGAUGGCUCUGGCAGGGGAAGUCAGGAGACAACUCUACCUCCUGAGAGGGAUUCGGCUCAGAUCGACGAUUUAGAGCCAGGGCGUGUAUACGACAUUGCCUUGGUGGCAGAGAGAGAUGGCAGCAAGAGCCUGCCAGCCACAGUGCAGGCAAUUCCUGUGCCUUCAUCCAUGACUUUAGAAAAUACAGCAAAGACGGUACCCGGGAUUGCCGUGGAAACUGUGCAGGGAGCACCAGGAGAGACGCCGGUGAGAAAAAAGCCGAACAAAACGGCUCUCUACAGAAAAAACCAGGGACGGGAUGAGGACGGGAUACCGUCGUCGAGCCGUCCAGAUUCAGGACUAAAUGAAGACGUCGAAAAGCGCAAAGAGCAUCUCCCUGCAAGACUGCGUCCGACACGACCUCUGCUUAACGGAAAGGACAAGCCUUUUGGUAGACCAGGAAGUCAUCCACACACGGGAAAAAAGCCCAGUGGCCCAGGGCUGGCUCGUUUUAACAGGACGAGCACAGAUGGAAAGAAGUUGGGUCCGCCCCCUCUGAGAAAACCAGUAGUGAGGUAUCCAGUGGGGAAGGACAGAGUAAAAGCUCCACAUGGAAAUGUUAAGCCAACCAAGCCCAUAAAUAAGGACAGAAAACCAGCAUUGACCAGCACAGAUGAUGGGAGAGAUGGAGUUCAUUCUCCAGUACAACCAGUCAGAGGAGUUCCAGUAAAUGGCACGCCGACGUCUACCUUACAGAGCAAACCAUAUCUCAGUGAUCCUGAAGACCUCAUAAAUUUACUGAGGGCCACAGAGACCACCGGACCCAGCAAAGACGCGGGUUCAUCGGACAAAAACACCACCGGUCACACCGGCGAAAAGAAAUGUGUAAAAGUCACUAAAGUUUUGGUGGGACACAAAAAAAUACACGUAAAUGGGAUUCCAAAGGGGAAAGCACCCGGCACAGAAAAGCACAUGAAUGAACGCGAGGUCCUGAACAAGGCAGCAGAGGACCCCUCAUCCAGCAGUACUCACCACAUGGACGCUGAAUCACUUGGAAAGGACACUAAACCAAGCGUAAAGGAUGGGCAUCGUCCAUCGAGUAUCACUCCAGUAGUUCCUGCUACACUAUUAAACCUUCACGAACACACCACCUUACCUGACACUCACAGAGAAGAGGAUGGGACAACAACUAGUCACUCUUAUAUUUCUACCUAUCUGCCACCACCUCCUUCACUUCCUCUGCCAACUCCUAAUCCACAACCCGCACAGCCGGAGUCAGAAGACCCACCUGCAGAAACCAACCAGUUAGGGAUAGAUGGACGUCCCACCAUAACCCCUGAGUCCUCCAAAAGCAGACAUCAAGAUACAAAUGUGUCCCCUCCUCCCUCAUCACUAAAAGACAGAUAUCUACUCGGAACAGAAUCCCCUGUAUUAUCCCCUUGGUCCACUAAAAAUAGGCAACCCACGAGAAUUACUGCUUCUGUACCACCACCGAGGAAGAGGUACCCAAGUACCUUUCCUUUGCCACCUUCCCAACCCUCCACCUUUGCACAAGACACAGAUCCAGAGUCGGAACCAGAGGACCGAUACCCGGUUCAACCUGUCUCCACUUCAACCAUUAAAGAUAACAGAAAAGAUAUGAAAAGGCCAGACGGAGAGGGUGUUAAAGAGGCAUCUGAACCUGAAAAGCAUGUGAAAAAGGACACCUUACCCCACUUCCGUCGCACACAACCAAAGGGAACAUAUCCUCGCCGCCCAAAUGUGGGACCGGUCCAAAAUAGAACACGGCCAAAUCUGAGGCCUCCUCAGCACCCAUCCAGAGGUCCGAUACACAGACCUUUCCCUCCCAGAGUCAUAAACAGAGACAAUGGCGCUGGUAGCCUGCCCAAUCCCAGGCAGCCAGGAAAAGUGGUGCGUACCAAUGGCAGUCAGACGCACCCAAGCUCAAGAAUCAAGCCCAAUUUUACACUAAAAAGGAAAAAUGGGACAGCCAUUUUAAAACCACCAAAAGGUCCGACAGGUCCAAAAAUUAGACCACACGAUGAAGACAGUAGAGUCACUCCAACUGUUCACUCAAUAGUCGAAAGUGAGAGCAAAACCGAUACACCACAAGAAAGGAGCAUUGCAGAAACAGAUGACCCGAUAGAUCACGUCGGCGUCCGAAACGAUCUCCUUCCACAGACCCCGUAUUCCGUGUCCCUUAUUGGUGAGGGUCCCGGAGUACGCUCCAAAGUUCACAGUCUCGUCAUAACCACAGGUCCUGAGCCUCCCUCCAACCUUGACUUCAGUGAUGUGACUGAAAAUUCACUCACUGUGUCCUGGAAAAAGCCAAAGAGUACCGUCACAGGAUUUAAAGUCACCUACACUCACAAACAAGAAGGAGAGCCAGUCUCCGAAAUAGUGGAUUCGAAGGGUUCCACACUUCCUCUAUCCAGACUUGCGCCUGGGUCUGUCUAUGAGGUCAGUGUGAUAUCUGUACUUGGAAUGGAUGAGAGCGAUCCAGUCAGAGGCACUGUCCAGACGCUCCCUGACCCCCCAACCAACCUACAAGCCAUUAACGUCACUGACACCAAGGCCCUGUUGCUAUGGAGACCUGCCCUGGCAACCGUGGACCGCUAUGUCAUUGUCUAUGGCUCGGACGAAGGUAAGUAAUAUCCCAGAGGAGUGACUCUGACCGUGUCAGGUAAUGCAGCUGAGAAGCAGCUGGACGCCUUGAAGGAAUCCACGCAGUACACCGUCACCAUCAUCAGUCAGCUCGGAAACCUCCGAAGCACCGGAGCCAACGCCAUCUUCACCACCACCAGCGGGUCUGCAGGGGUAGGGGACGGUCCCAAGGAUCUGACCGCCAGUCAGGUGACGCCGCGUACGGCCGUGUUGUCAUGGAAACCACCAUCUUCAGCUGUGACAAGCUACAAGCUGACCUAUUACACAGAGGGCCAGGAGAUUCAGGAAGUGACCCUUGACCCCACCGUGAAAGAGCACAAGUUAAUGCGGCUGUAUCCCAGGUCCAGAUACAUAGUGCAGUUGCAGGCAGAGAGAGGAGGCCUGUACACAGCGGCCAUAUCCACAGAGUUCACCACAGGGAAUCUGCGGUUUCCCUUCCCGGCCGACUGCUCCCAGGAGCUGCAGAAUGGGAAGCAGCAGUCUGGCAUAGUGGAGGUCUUCCCGGCAGGGAGAGGCGGCCAGUCGGUGAUGGUGUACUGUGACAUGCAGACGGACGGAGGGGGGUGGACAGUCUUCCAGAGAAGGAAGAAUGGGAAAACAAAUUUCUUCAGGCCCUGGCGUGAUUACAGCCGUGGAUUUGGAGACCUGGAUGGAGAAUUCUGGCUCGGUAAUGAGCUGCUUCACAACCUGACUAAACUGACACCUAUGAGCCUGCGUGUGGACCUGAAUUCAGGGACGGAGUCAGUGUAUGCUAAGUACUCUUCCUUUUCAGUGGGUCCUCAGCAGCAGCAUUACACUCUCAGACUGUCUGGCUAUUCUGGAACAGCUGGCGACUCUAUGUCAUAUCACAGCGGCCGCCCGUUCUCCACUCGUGACAGAGACCCUCAGCCUUUCAUCACCCGCUGUGCCAUGUCCUACAGGGGCGGCUGGUGGUACAAGAACUGCCAUGAAGCCAACCUCAACGGCCUCUAUGAUACUCACACCAACCACCAGGGUGUGAUCUGGACAGCAUGGAAAGGAAAAAAUUUCUCGAUCCCUUUCGUCGAGAUGAAAUUCAGGCCAGCAUCUUUCAGACCUUAA